AUGUAUAUAAUUUUUUUUGAGGCAAUAACCUGCAAGUAUAAAAAGCAAGCAAGCACUUCGAUCAACUGGUGUUUUGCAUGCAAUAAAGCGUUUUUUACAGUAUCAGGACAGCUCAAUGCAGAAACAUAUGCAUCUGCUCUCUCUGAUGUAUACACAUUUGGUCCUACUUUUAGGGCAGAGAAUUCCAACACUUCGAGGCAUUUGGCUGAAUUCUGGAUGAUAGAACCUGAACUUGCUUUUGCUGAUCUAAAUGAUGACAUGGCAUGUGCAACUACUUAUCUCCAAUUUGUGAGUCAACUAUCAGCAGUUCCUUUAGUUGCCUUAUCCGGAUUUGGCCUCUAUGAGUUAGGCUUUCUCAGUGUUGCCAAGUGUAUUGAGAUUGAGCUUCCACAUAUAAUUCUGUUGAUAAUCUUUUCCCAGGUGACUGGAAACCAAGUUGCAAAAAUCACCUUUCAUAACGCUGUGAUUAGAGUCUGUAGCUGGCAUCCAUACUACCAUAUGCUUGUGAGCUAUUCUUGGGAUUGUCAAAUUGCUAGAUGGCAAUUCUAGGGUUCUGAAUCAAUUCCUUCCGUUAUUGACAAUAAACGCCAUCGAAGGCAACAGCCUGAGCAAAGGACACUUCCCUGAUGCUUUGCGCUCUUCCUCGAGUUUCUGUUUGUUAUUUAUAAUCUCUUGGCAUUUAUAAUUUCUCAUGACAUGGUGCAAAUUCUUUUUGAAGAAGAGACACUGACAAAGGGGAUCAACGUCAUGUAUUGCGAGAUCUUUAUCAUCUAGACUACCCUAGCUGAUGAGACCUCAAUUCCUUUGUAAAGAAUAUUUAAGUAUGAUUAUGGUGUAAAUAUUUGUAUGCAUCUUCUCUAUGAUUAUGGUGUAAAUAUUUGUAUGCAACUUCAAGGUGCAGUCAGAUUACAUUGCCUUGUAAAUAGACUAAAACAAUGUAAGAAACCUGAGAAGCCAAAUCAUAUUUCUUGCUUUUUGUUA
Molecule: messenger RNA, 981 nt
Organism: Asparagus officinalis (garden asparagus)
Lineage: Eukaryota; Viridiplantae; Streptophyta; Magnoliopsida; Asparagales; Asparagaceae
Product: asparagine--tRNA ligase-like
Exons: 7
Coding region: 1-549 (182 amino acids)
Biological process (GO): asparaginyl-tRNA aminoacylation
Cellular component (GO): mitochondrion
Molecular function (GO): protein binding; asparagine-tRNA ligase activity; ATP binding
Source: RefSeq, a predicted model, not a curated record